GCGGCGGCCCCGGACGAACCAGGACGCCGCUCUCCGUCGGUGGACGCUCUGCCCGCCAGCCCCGCGUCGCCUCGGCGGCCUCCGGUUCGGGGAAGUGUUUCUAGGAGACGGCGAUAGCCGGCCGCGCCUGCGUAGUUGACGCUACCGGGGGCGGGCUGACGGACCCGAGGCGCUGGCCCACGGAGCGAGUUCUCGCUGGCUCUGGGUCGCUGUCGCCGCCUGGCUUCUCUAGCUCCAUGGUACUCCCGUGAGGCUGCUUGCCGGCAUACGUCUCCUCGGGAUGGAGCACAUCCGGACGACCAAGGUUGAACAAGUAAAAUUACUUGACCGAUUCAGUACCAGCAACAAGUCAUUAACAGGGACGCUGUAUCUUACAGCCACACAUCUGUUAUUUAUAGACUCUCAUCAAAAAGAAACCUGGAUAUUGCACCACCACAUCGCCUCGGUAGAGAAACUUGCUUUGACUACUUCAGGAUGCCCGCUUGUGAUUCAGUGCAAGAACUUCAGAAUUGUGCAUUUCAUUGUUCCCAGAGAAAGAGAUUGCCAUGAUAUUUACAACUCUUUGCUACAACUGUCAAAACAAGCAAAAUAUGAAGAUCUAUAUGCAUUUUCUUAUAAUCCCAAACAAAAUGAUUCAGAACGACUACAAGGCUGGCAAGUCAUUGACCUUGCUGAGGAAUAUAAAAGGAUGGGAGUGCCAAACUCACACUGGCAGUUGUCUGAUGCCAACCGAGAAUACAAGAUUUGUGAAACUUAUCCCAGAGAACUUUACGUUCCCCAGAUAGCAAGCAAACCAAUAAUUGUUGGUAGUUCCAAGUUCCGGAGCAAGGGGAGAUUCCCGGUUCUUUCCUACUAUCAUCAAGAUAAGGAGGCUGCCAUUUGUCGAUGUAGUCAACCACUGUCAGGAUUCAGUGCCAGGUGCCUGGAGGAUGAACAUUUGCUUCAAGCCAUCAGUAAAGCCAAUCCAGUCAAUCGCUAUAUGUAUGUGAUGGACACCAGGCCCAAACUGAAUGCAAUGGCCAACAGAGCAGCUGGAAAAGGUUAUGAAAAUGAAGACAACUAUUCUAAUAUUAGAUUUCAGUUUGUUGGAAUUGAAAAUAUUCAUGUCAUGAGGUCCAGCCUUCAGAAAUUAUUGGAAGUCAGUGGUACCAAAGGCCUUUCUGUCAAUGAUUUCUACUCUGGUUUAGAGAGUUCGGGAUGGCUUCGCCAUAUCAAAGCUGUUAUGGACGCUGCGAUCUUUUUGGCCAAAGCAAUAAUGGUUGAAAAUGCAAGUGUGUUGGUACAUUGUUCUGAUGGUUGGGAUAGGACUUCCCAGGUUUGUUCCCUUGGUUCUCUUUUAUUGGAUUCCUACUACAGGACAAUCAAAGGAUUCAUGGUAAGGAUUUAUUCACUUGUACUUUCUGGGGGGGUUAGGUGUGGCCAUUUGGACGGUGACCCAAAGGAAGUCUCACCAGUGUUUACUCAGUUCUUGGAAUGUGUGUGGCAUUUGACAGAACAGUUUCCACAAGCCUUUGAAUUCAAUGAAGAAUUUCUUCUUCAGAUCCAUGAACAUAUUCAUUCAUGCCAAUUUGGAAACUUUCUUGGAAAUUGCCAGAAAGAAAGAGAAGAACUCAAGUUGAAGGAGAAGACUUACUCUCUGUGGCCAUUUCUUUUGGAAGACCAGAAGAAGUACAUAAACCCUCUCUACAGUUUCAAAUCUCAGAGAUUUACAGUUUUGGAGCCAAAUACAGUAUCUUUCAAUUUUAAGUUUUGGAGAAAUAUGUACCACCAAUUUGAUCGAACACUGCAUCCUAGGCAGUCUGUAUUUAAUAUAAUUAUGAAUAUGAAUGAGCAAAAUAAACAGUUACAGAAAGAUAUUCAAGACCUAGAAUCUAAAAUUAAGCAACGCAAAAAUAAACAAACAGAUGGCGUCCUCACCAAGGAAUUGUUACAUUCUGUUUGUCCUGAAUCACCUACCCUCAAAACUUCCCUGCGUUUUAAAGAGCAGACUCUGCUACCUGUGAAUGAUGCUCUUCGAACUAUAGAGGGCAGCAGCCCAGCAGAUAAUCGGUACAGUGAAUAUGCAGAAGAGUUUUCCAAACCAGAGCCUGCUGUGGUCAGCUUAGAGUAUGGAGUGGCAAGAAUGACUUGUUAGACUGAUAGAGUGUUUUCUGGACUGACUGUAAUACAAGAAAUGGAUUAUUGUGAAGAUGGUCUAUGCACAUGACCAAAAGGAAUCUGUCUAAUAAUGAUCCUAGGGUUUAAUAGUAGGCUAAUAGUUCAAGAAAGGAUAAUAACUGCUCUUGUGAGAGAAAUAAGUCAGCUUAAUUGCAUUUCUAGCAAGGAAUGGCAUUUAGUUCUGUAAGAAAUGAAUGGUAUUUGGUGGAUUUAUUCAAAACACAAUUUGCACUAUAUACUAGUGAAUUGACAUUUCUGUAUGAUUUAUAUGUUAAUUGCAGCCAAACACGAAUAGCCUUCCUUAAGUAUAACUUAGAGAAAAUAAAACUUUACAGAAUGGUUCCUUAAUAAUUGACAUGGCAUGUACUUUCAGUUA
Molecule: messenger RNA, 2533 nt
Organism: Propithecus coquereli (Coquerel's sifaka)
Lineage: Eukaryota; Metazoa; Chordata; Mammalia; Primates; Indriidae
Gene: MTMR6
Product: myotubularin related protein 6
Exons: 13
Coding region: 281-2134 (617 amino acids)
Biological process (GO): dephosphorylation
Cellular component (GO): nuclear envelope
Molecular function (GO): phosphatidylinositol-3,5-bisphosphate phosphatase activity
Source: RefSeq, a predicted model, not a curated record